ACAAACGAGCGUCACAACGAGAAAAGUCAAUAUAUCACACAGCUCAGCUCAAUGAUAGUCAUCCGAAAUGCAAACCACAACUCUCUCCCUACCUAGAUUGCGAAACUCGAUCGAUCCUAUCGAUUUGAUUUGAUUGGCACUUUUACUUGUCAGGAAGUUGGAAAAUAUGGAGUCUGAGGUGCUAUUGUUGAGAGACUACGCCACUAGACAGAUCAAUGCGUUGCUGUGGGUAUCUCUCAUCGCCAUCACCGUUCUCUUGCUCCGAAAAGUUAUCAGAAUCUUCAGACUAUGGUCCAUCGCCAAUCUCAUCCCUGGCCCUCCUUGCCCCUCCUCCUUCUACGGCCACUCCACUCUCAUUUCUGGACCUAAUCUUACCGACCUUUUAUCAAAAUCACAUGAGGAAUAUGGACCAGUCGUCAAGCUAUGGUUAGGUCCUACUCAGCUUCUGGUGUCAAUAAAGGAUCCAGAACUCAUCAAAGAGAUGCUCUUGAAGGCUAAGGAUAAGUUGCCAUUGACAGGGAGGGCAUUCCACUUGGCCUUUGGAAGAUCAAGCCUUUUUGUGUCUUCUUUUAAAGAGGUGCAGAAGAGAAGGGACUUAUUGGCAACAGAACUAAAUGGGAAAUUGCUCCAGAGAGCAAAUUUGAUUCCAACAAAAGUUGUGGACUGUGUGAUGGAAAGAAUCCAAGAUAUCAUGUCAAAAGGGAGUUUAGACUGUAAAAUGGUUUCUCAACAUUUAGCUUGUACUGUCUUGGGAGCUACACUAUUUGGGGAUGCAUUUUUGGGUUGGUCUGAGGCAACUAUUUAUGAAGAACUUCUCAUGAUGAUUGCUAAAGAUGCUUGCUUUUGGGCCUCAUAUAGUGUUACUCCUAUCUGGAAUCAGGGAUUUUGGAGGUACCAAUAUUUAUGUACGAAGUUGAAAUCAUUGACUCAGGACAUAAUCCAACAGUGCAGACAAAAUUACAAGCUAUUUUGCCAAAUGGAUCAAAACCCUCAUCAUGAAACAAGAAAUACAGUUGGUGGAGCUGCAUCUGCUGCAUCACAUUCUGCUAAUGUUGUGACGCCAGAUAACAUAUUCUUACAGGAGUUUGAUGAUCAUGUUAAUGCAAGAGAACCAUGUGGAAAUAUUAUGAGUGUGAUGUUUCAUGGUUAUCUAACUACCGCAGGUCUGAUUGGUAACGUCUUAGCAAGGCUUGCAACAAACCCAGAAAUACAAGAUAAGAUUCACUCUGAGAUAAUUAUGGUGCGGAAAGGUUCACUAGGUCAAGACCAACAAAGUGUCAAGCAGAUGCUCUUUUUAUUGGCCACUCUAUAUGAAUCUGCUCGGCUUCUUCCAGCUGGGCCCUUGCUACAAAGAUGUUCUCUCAAACAUGACUUCAAUCUUAAAACAGGUGUAAUGAUACCAGCUGGAGCAAUACUAGUCGUGCCAGUACAGUUGGUGCAAAUGGAUGAUUCCAGUUGGGGAAGUGAUGCUAACCAGUUUAAUCCAUACCGUUUUCUCUCAAAGGCUGAAAAGAAAUCUAAUAUCGUCAACGUAAUGCCAUUUGCAGAAGAACGUGUGGAUGUGGGACAGGGCACAUAUGUUUUAAACGACCCAAAUGAAAAUGCUGCAUUUCUUCCAUUUGGAUCUGGUACACGAGCCUGCCUUGGCCAGAAAUUUGUAAUCCUUGGAGUUGCCACAUUAUUUGCAUCAUUGCUCGAACACUAUGAGAUAAGGCUUCAACCAGGUUCUGAGAAUGACCCAAAGCCGAUGAUGAAUCAGCUUCUCCCCAACCCGAAGAUAGUUUUUGUGAAGAGGGACAGUUGAAUAAAUAAGCCCCUCAAGGAGUCCCGUGUUCAUAGGAAUAUUUAUGUUCCAUUUUUAUACUGGGAAAGACUACAAAAUAUGGAUAUUAAAAAAAAAAAAAUUCCUUCGUUAAUGGGGGAAUGCCAACUUUUUUUUUUUUUUUGGGGUUCAUCCACUAGUCAAAAUGGAGGAGUACAUGAGUAUGAAUAAACUCAUGUUUUAUUUUUUUUUGGUCCUCCCUGAUAUGAUGGCCCAAAUGAUGUGUUUUUCUACACCACAAUAGGUUUUAAUGUGGGGAGGAGUAGGUGACAUGAGGAUGGUUCACACAACUCAUGUUUAUUCCACAAUGACUUGAAUGCCCCACAGAAGGGUUUGUGAUUAAUUUUUGAAGCUUUGGGCUGUUCUAUUGCAAAUGGAGCCCUGUGGUUUUCUUCCCCACCUUUGAAUUUGAGAUGGUGUGUUUUCUCUCUUCCACCUUUUUUUUUUCUCUCCCAAGGGAGUUAAUGUAAGCUUGUAAUGCUAUGGGGGUGUACAUUUAACUCUACCAAAUUGUUAUUUUUAUGAUAUUGAAUCUGUGUGUCCAAAUGUUAAACUAUGUUACAAAGCCUGAAAAAGUUAUCUCAGGAUCUGUCAAAAAAUAAAGUGUGGCUCCUGUAACUUUAAAUUUGAAUUUA
Molecule: messenger RNA, 2457 nt
Organism: Camellia sinensis
Lineage: Eukaryota; Viridiplantae; Streptophyta; Magnoliopsida; Ericales; Theaceae
Product: cytokinin hydroxylase
Molecular function (GO): monooxygenase activity; heme binding; iron ion binding
Source: RefSeq, a predicted model, not a curated record